Molecule: messenger RNA, 1164 nt
Organism: Cyphellophora europaea CBS 101466
Lineage: Eukaryota; Fungi; Ascomycota; Eurotiomycetes; Chaetothyriales; Cyphellophoraceae
Product: isocitrate dehydrogenase [NAD] subunit 1, mitochondrial
Exons: 5
Coding region: 1-1164 (387 amino acids)
Biological process (GO): isocitrate metabolic process; tricarboxylic acid cycle
Cellular component (GO): mitochondrion
Molecular function (GO): magnesium ion binding; isocitrate dehydrogenase (NAD+) activity; NAD binding
Source: RefSeq, a predicted model, not a curated record
AUGUCACUCACAAGGUCAGCUCGCUCUGCGCAGUCUCUGCUGCGGACCGCGCAACGAGCUUCUACUCAGUCCACGACCUCAUCCUUCCUUCCUCGGUCGUACGCUACCCUCUCGUCCGACAUCUUUAAGCCUACAAAGUACGGAGGAAAAUACACUGUCACCUUGAUCCCAGGUGAUGGUAUCGGUACUGAGGUCGCCGAAGCCGUCAAAACGAUAUUCAAGGCCGAUAACGUUCCCAUUGAGUGGGAGCAAGUCGAUGUUUCCGGUGUUGAUACGGGCAACAAGCACUCUGAAGAGCUCUUCCGAGAGUCGAUAGCCUCUCUCAAGCGCAACAAGCUCGGUCUGAAAGGUAUUCUGCACACUCCCAUCGAGAGGUCCGGUCACCAGUCGUUCAACGUCGCCCUGCGACAAGAGCUUGAUAUCUACGCUUCCGUCAUCCUCGUCAAGAAUAUCCCCGGCCUCAACACGCGACACAAGGAUGUCGAUCUGUGCAUCAUCCGUGAGAACACCGAAGGCGAGUACUCUGGACUGGAGCACCAGUCAGUGAGCGGCGUUGUCGAGUCUCUCAAGAUCAUCACCCGGGCCAAGUCGGAACGCAUCGCCAAGUUUGCUUUCUCGUUCGCCUUGGCCAACAACCGCAAGAAGGUUACUUGCAUUCACAAGGCCAACAUCAUGAAGCUGGCCGAUGGGCUGUUCCGCAACACUGUCAAGGCGGUCGGCGAGGACUAUCCCACUUUGGAGGUCAACGACAUGAUCGUUGACAAUGCCUCCAUGCAGUGCGUUUCCCGGCCGCAGCAAUUCGAUGUCAUGGUCAUGCCAAAUCUUUACGGUGGUAUUUUGACCAACAUCGCUGCAGCGUUGGUCGGCGGUCCUGGUGUAGUGCCAGGUUGCAACAUGGGUCGCGAUGUCGCCGUCUUCGAGCCCGGCUGCCGUCACGUGGGUCUUGACAUCAAGGGCAAGGACCAGGCCAACCCCACGGCCCUGCUGCUGUCCGGCACGAUGCUCCUCAGACACCUGGGUCUUGAUGACCAUGCGAACCGCAUAUCGCGAGCUGUAUAUGAGGUGAUUGGCUCCGGCAAGAGUUUGACGAGGGACAUGGGAGGCAAUGCCACCACUCACGAGUUCACUCGUUCCGUUCUGGAUAAGAUGGAGGCCGAUCUAUGA